CGCGCGAUGAUGAAUAACACUAGAUCACUUUCAAAAUUCAAAACCCAGAUGCUCGUCCCAAUAUCCCUUUCUCCCCGCCUGAAAUCUCCGUUUUGUCAAAUGCCCUCUUUCUUCGUAGCAGAUGCUCCCCGCCUGAAGUCCACUGUGUUCUUCCUUAUCUCCAGGUUUUUCUUCACCUUCUUUUUUGGUUAUACCAGCUUUAUUCUUCCGUCUUAGCUCUCUUCUCCAUAGUGAUGGUUGUUGAAGAUGAAGCAGUGGCGAUUAAGGUGGUUUUCGUGGUGGUUCACCGUGGUUGUUGACCUUCCCAACGACUGAGGUUGUCGGCGACGACCCAGGGUUCGAUUCUGGCAUAAUGUGUAAGGUUUCCUACCCAGAUCUACUUUCCAACCAGUUCGGGUAGAAGUUUGGGUCUGACCCAACUUUCCAACCAGUUCGAGAGAAUGAAUGAGUUUUAGAGAGAGAAAUGUGCAUCUGCUUCUGGGUCUGACCCAAUUUUCCUUUCCGUUUUGAUCUGCUCCAUGUCUUCCAACUGUUCGAAGAAAGUCCUCACUGAAAAUUACAUCUGAUUCAUUACAAUCAAGCAUACCUGGUGUAGUUGCUGACCCUAAUUUCCAAAGGGUUUCAUGGUUUUCUGUUUCUAAAGUUACUGUGGGAGUUUGUUUUGUUUUGAAAGAUGUCGUUUCGUAGCAUAGUUCGUGAUGUGAGAGACGGGUUCGGGAGUUUAUCGAGGCGUAGUUUCGAUGUAAGGCUGUCAGGGCUUCAUAGCAGAGGGAAAUCACAGGGUUCGAUUAAUGAUUUAAAUGAUAACCAGACGUUACUUGUGGUCCAAAACAGUAGGUGGGCUAAUCUCCCUCCGGAGCUUCUUUUUGAUGUGAUUAAGAGGUUAGAAGAGAGUGAAAGCACAUGGCCUGCAAGAAAACAUGUUGUUGCUUGUGCUGCGGUUUGUAAGUCGUGGAGGAGUAUGUGUAAGGAAAUUGUUAGAACUCCUGAAUCUUGUGGGAAACUUACUUUCCCAGUUUCUUUAAAGCAGCCCGGGCCGCGCGAUGUUACUAUUCAAUGCUUUAUCAAGAGGGAUAAAUCGAACUUGACAUAUCAUCUUUAUAUGUGUCUUAGUCCAGCUGCUUUGGUUCAAUUGGGCUUGAGCCACGACCUCCACAUCAUUACUUUGAUCUGAACACUGGUUUAAUGAUCAAAGGUGGUUUGAGACAGUUCUUCCCUCAAAAUGUUAAUGAACAAGCGUCUUCGAGUUCUCUUCUUGGGAAAUGCUGUGAACUGAUUCAAACUGCCAUCUUUUCGUGUUAAAAAACACCAACAACCGUUGCGGAGGUAAGUGGUUUGGUUUUUGAUCUGUGAAAUGUUAAGGAAUGACUGAUUAUAUGAUGGAACUGAUAAUGUCAUUUCUUUCAUGUGUUUACCUGGCUUAUAGAUCUUUGGAAUUGCAGAGAAUGAGAUGAGUACAGGGUUGAAUUGUUUUACAACUUUUUAUCUUUGUUUAAUUUAUGGAGAACUAGGUUAUAACCCCGUG
Messenger RNA from Helianthus annuus (common sunflower), 1525 nucleotides. RefSeq names its product tubby-like F-box protein 1. NCBI's taxonomy places the organism in Eukaryota, Viridiplantae, Streptophyta, Magnoliopsida, Asterales, Asteraceae. The record is from RefSeq and is a predicted model, not a curated record. Gene Ontology annotation, molecular function: protein binding. The coding region runs from base 674 to 1174 and encodes 166 amino acids. The transcript is spliced from 4 exons.